Molecule: messenger RNA, 6585 nt
Organism: Cercocebus atys (sooty mangabey)
Lineage: Eukaryota; Metazoa; Chordata; Mammalia; Primates; Cercopithecidae
Gene: EHF
Product: ets homologous factor
Exons: 9
Coding region: 1274-2242 (322 amino acids)
Biological process (GO): regulation of transcription by RNA polymerase II; cell differentiation
Cellular component (GO): nucleus
Molecular function (GO): sequence-specific DNA binding; DNA-binding transcription factor activity, RNA polymerase II-specific
Source: RefSeq, a predicted model, not a curated record
ACUGUGCCUGGCCAAAAAGAGAUAUUCAAAAACUCCCUCUGACUGUGUGUGCUGAAGGCUGAGUGCUGAUGCCAUUGCUUAAUUAAUGUUGUUCAUGAUCUCCAUUUAGGCGAUUUGUUUAACUCCUUGUGGCCCUUUUUGGACUUAGCUUAUCAUGUGACAUUGACAAAUUAAUGAGAAGUGAGCAUGUGAUGAUGCUUGGAUUAGGACAGAAAUCACAUCUAGCACAUCUCAGGCCCUUUCUACCUGGGACCUGAGACCUCAAAUCUCUUGGCAGGAGAGGAGUGGGUCUACACAGCCCGCUUCUGAGGUAGGUGUGGCUAGCCUCAUUUAUGCGAUGGGAAAACUGUGGUCUGGGAACUAAGGGUUUUCAAAUUAUGCUCUUUGCCCAGGGCUGGAUGUAGGAUGUCUGGGGGAGAAGCUAGACUGAGAUCUGGGUACACUGAGCCUCCACUUUAGGAGGUAACCUAGAGACUACACCUACUCCCUAAACUGUAUUGACUUUUGGAAGUCAACCAUUUGGAAGAGUGUGGUUUUGGUUUCGAUCGUAUCCCAGCAGUCUUUUCUCUGCCCUUGUUAAUCUGAUUUGUGAUCUGGACCUGGGCUGGCUGGAGGCUGGCCAUGUCACUCUGCAGACCUUGGACACCCCUGAGUGCCCUCACAGAACCAGCCAAUGGAAAAGUACAGUGUCUUCUGGCUUCUCAGCCUUGCCAGCUCCCUCUGGCCUAUUUGAUACCCUCUUUUAUAUUAAGGGAGUGGAAAUGUAGCAUCCAAACUGAAAAUGCAGGUUUUUCUUUGGUUUUUUUAUAGGAAAAACAAAUUGGCAUGAACACUCAGUCAAACCAGCUCAGGCUGUUUGGGCAGAUGCCUUUCUUUGCCUUUUUCUGUUUAUUUUCCUACAAAUCAAUGCUUAACUGCGUUGUUAUCGGAGCAGAGCAACAGGUGCAAAAAAAUAACUCUGCUGCCAACUCAAAUGAAACGGUAGGGCUUAUACCCUCUGGGAGGUAUUCAGAAGAUAACAGAAGCCCCUGCCAGCAACUGAAUUAACAGCUCUGUUUACGGUGGGUUUUAUGUUAACAACCUGCUUCUGACCCUCCUACACAUAAACACACCAUUGUCUUGGAGAGAGACAUUCAGCCAUCCGGACAACCCACUGCUUUAUUCUGCCCUGAGUGGAGAUUGGUUUUGGCUCAGGCUGCUUUGUGAAACCCAGAAGCAUUAUCCUGUCUGCCAACUCCACGUCCUAGUCAGAGUUUUCUGUGAAGGCAAGGGCAUGGGGUUGCCGGAGAGAAGAGGAUUGGUCCUGCUUUUAAGACUAGUUGAAAUACUUUUCAAGAUCAUGAUUCUGGAAGGAGGUGGUGUAAUGAAUCUCAACCCCGGCAACAACCUCCUUCACCAGCCGCCAGCCUGGACAGACAGCUACUCCACGUGCAAUGUUUCCAGCGGGUUUUUUGGAGGCCAGUGGCAUGAAAUUCAUCCUCAGUACUGGACCAAGUACCAGGUGUGGGAGUGGCUCCAGCACCUCCUGGACACCAACCAGCUGGAUGCCAGUUGUAUCCCUUUCCAAGAGUUCGACAUCAACGGCGAGCACCUCUGCAGCAUGAGUUUGCAGGAGUUCACCCGAGCGGCAGGGACGGCGGGGCAGCUCCUCUACAGCAACUUGCAGCAUCUUAAGUGGAAUGGCCAGUGCAGUAGUGACCUGUUCCAGUCCACACACAAUGUCAUAGUCAAGACUGAACAAACUGACCCUUCCAUCAUGAACACCUGGAAAGAUGAGAACUAUUUAUAUGACACCAACUAUGGUAGCACAGUAGAUCUGUUGGACAGCAAAACUUUCUGCCGGGCUCAGAUCUCCAUGACAACCACCAGUCACCUUCCUAUUGCAGAGUCACCUGAUACGAAAAAGGAGCAAGACCCCCCUGCCAAGUGCCACACCAAAAAGCACAACCCGAGAGGGACUCACUUAUGGGAAUUCAUCCGCGACAUCCUCUUGAACCCAGACAAGAACCCAGGAUUAAUAAAAUGGGAAGACCGAUCUGAGGGCGUCUUCAGGUUCUUGAAAUCAGAGGCAGUGGCUCAGCUAUGGGGUAAAAAGAAGAACAACAGCAGCAUGACCUAUGAAAAGCUCAGCCGAGCUAUGAGAUACUACUACAAAAGAGAAAUUCUGGAGCGUGUGGAUGGACGAAGACUGGUAUAUAAAUUUGGGAAGAAUGCCCGAGGAUGGAGGGAAAAUGAAAACUGAAGCUGCCAAUACUUUGGACACAAACCAAAACACACACCAACUAAUCACAAACAAAGAACUCCUGGACGUAAAUAUUUCAAAGACUACUUUUCUCUGAUAUUUAUGUACCAUGAGGGGAAAAAGAAACUACUUCUAACGGGAAGAAGAAACACUACAAUUGAUUAAAAAAAUUAUUUUGUUACUUUGAAGUAUGUCCUAUAUGGGGAAAAAACGUACACAGUUUUCUGUGAAAUAUGAUGCUGUAUGUGGUUGUGAUUUGUUUUCACCUCUAUUGUGAAUUCUUUUUCACUGCAAGAGUAACAGGGUUUGUAGCCUUGUGCUUCUUGCUGAGAGAAAGAAAAAAAAAUCAGAGGGCAUUAAAUGUUUUGUAUGUGACACGAUUUAGAAAAAGGUGAUGCAUCCCACAUGUAAGCAUCCAUAUGGCUUCAUCAAGGGAGGUGAACGUGGUUGCUGGGUUGAAUUCCAGGGUCUCAGAUGGUGAGGACAAAGUGGAUGAAUGCUGGGAAAUUUAACCUGAGCCUUAGGAUCCAGUGAGUGGAGAAUGGGGACUUCCAAAACUCAAGGUUGGCUAUAAUCUCUGCAUAAUCACGUGACUUGGAAUACUUAAAUCAGCAAGAAGAAUAAUGGUGGGGUCUUUAUACUCAUUCAGGAAUUGUUUAUCUGAUGCCAGGGCUGUCUUCCUUCCUCUCCCUUGGAUGGUUGGUGAAAUACUUUAAAAAAAUUGCCCUCUCUGCUUACUUCUAGCUAUUUAAAAGAGAGCCCAGCUUGGUUCUUUUUUGCUCCAAGUGCUUAAAAAUAAGUUGGAUAAAGGAGACGGUGGUGUGGAAAUGACUGAAGAGUUUGCUCUUGUAUCCCUAUAGUCCAAGGUUUCUCAAUCCGCACAGUUGACAUUGUUUGGCUGGAACGUUCUUUGUGGUGAGGGCUUUCCUGUGCAUUGUAAGAUGUUCAGCAGCAUCCACUGAUGACCUCUAACCACUUGACACCAGAAAACCCGCAGCUGUGAUAAUCUAAAAUGUCUCCAGACAUCACCAAAUGUUCCCUGGGGGGCAAAACUGCCCUUGAUUGAGAACCACCAGUUUAGCUAGUCAAUAUGAGGAUGGUGGUUUAUUCUCAGAAGAAAAAGAUAUGUAAGGUCUUUUAGUUCCUUAGAGUGAAGCAAAAGUAAGACUUCAACCUCAACCUAUCUUUAUGUUUUAAAUGUUAGGGGCAAUAAGUUGAAAUAGCUAGAGGAACUUCUUUUCAGAAUCCCAGAUGAGAGCCAAUGUCAGAUAAGGUAAACAUAGUAAUGUAGCAGAAACUACAAUAGAAGACAUUUUCACUGGAAUUACAAAGCAGAAUUAAAAUUAUAUUGUAGAAGGAAACACCAAGAAAAGAAUUUCCAGGGAAAAUCCUCUUUGCAGGUAUUAAUUCUCAUAAUUUUUUGUCUUUUGGAUUAUCUGUUUACUGUGUCAUCUGAACUGAUUCCAAGUGAAUGGUUUAUUGCCUAGAUUUUUUACUCAGAGGGUUGUUUUGUUUUGUUUUUAAGAAAAGAAAGAAAGGAUGAAAAAAAUAAACCGAAAACUCAGCUCAGGCACAAUUGUCACCAAGGAGUUGGAAGCUUCUUCUUCAAUAGAGGAAUUGUUCUGGGGGUCCUGGAGACUUAUCAUUGAGCCAUGCAAUCUGGGAAGCACAGGAAUCAGUAGACACUUUGAAAACGGAUUUGAAUGUUCUUACCCCUUUUGCAGCUUUUCUUUUGGGCUCUCUCAUGUCCUUGGCUUGCUCCUCCAUUCUACCUGUCUUUCUCCAGCAAUGAUAUGCAAAUGAAGACAUGUAUCAGUAAGAGGGAGUGCUCUUCAUCAACUAAUAGAGCACCUACCACAGUGUCUUCCCUGGUAGAGGUAAGCAAUUCAUAUUCAAAGGUUGUAAAGUGUUUGUAAUAUAUUCACAAGGCUAGAAGUAGGAAGAGUCAAAAAUUUGUCCUAAUUAUAAUGAGAACCAUUCUAGGUCAUGAUCUUGGAGGACCCAUGAAUAAGUUUCCGAAGGUGCAACCAAAUCCAUUUUUAUUUCUGCCUGACUUAGUCACCUCUGUAAAGGUUUAACUUGGUGUUGUCAAGUAACAGUUACUGAAAGAGCUGAGAAAAGGAACAAUGAACAGCAAAGAUCUUGACUAUGCAACUCAGACAUUCCUGCAGAAAAGACAUAUGUUGCUUUACAAGCAAGGCCAAAGAACUAUGGGGCCUUCCCAGCAUUUGACUGUUCAUUGCAUAGAAGGAAUUAAAUAUCCAGUUACUUGAAUGGGUAUAAUGCAUGAAUAUUUGUGUGUCUGUGUGUGUCUGAGUUGUGUGACUUUAUUAGGGGUAUCUACCAAUGCGCUCACUGCGGUUCCUUCUCUGACUUUGCCUGUUCAUCAUCUAAGGAGGCUAGAUCCUUCUCUGAGUUCACUCUUCCUCAAACCUGUAAGUUUCUCACUUCUUUCAAAUUGGCUUUGGCUCUUUCUGCAACCUUUCCAUUCAAGAGCAAUCUUUGCUAAGGUGUAAGUGAAUAUGAAGAGUACCAACUACAACAGUUCUACAGAUAAUUAGUGGAUUGGGUUGUUUGUUGAGAGUGAAGGUUUCUUGGCACCUGGUGCCUGAUUAAGGCUGGAGUAUUAAGUUCUCAGCGUAUCUUUCUAUUGUCUUGACUUGAGUUUGCCGCAUUUUCUACGUGCUGCUUGUGACUUGGAGAACGUAAAGUAAUCGAGUUAUGCCAGCUUGAGGUGGGAACAGAGUACUUCCCACCACAGUGUUGAAAGGGAGAGCAAAGUCCUAUGGAUAAGCCCUCCUUCCUUUUGGGGAUGCAUGGCUCUCACUUGAGAAGCUCACCUGUGCUGAACGUCCACAUGGUCACUAAUCAUGUUAUCCUUAAACCCCCCUUAUGCCUGAGUUGAAAGGCCUCUCCCUUAUUAGGUUUUCAUGAGAACCUGAGGCAGCAAAUCUAUUGCUAAGACCUUACCAGGCUCAAAUCAUCUGAGGCUGCUAGAUAGUUAACUUGGUAAGACUUAAGCAAGGCUCUGGCUCCCAGGGGCAUAAACAACAGUUUCUUGAAUGUGCCAUCUGAGAAGGGAGAUCCAGGUUAUGAGUUUUCCUUUGAACACAUUGGUCUUUUCUCAAAGUUCCUGCCUUGCUAGACUGUUAGCUCUUUGAGGACAGGGACUAUGUCUUAUCAAUCACUAUUAUUUUCCUGUUACCUAGCAGGAAACAAGUACACAACAUAUAUUUGUUCAAUGAAUGAAUGAAUGUCUCCUAAAAGACUCCUCUGAUUGGGAGACCAUAUCUAUAAUUGGGAUGUGAAUCAUUUCUUCAAUGGAAUAAGAGCACAACGGCACAACCUUCAAGGACAUAUUAUCUACUAUGAACAUUUUACUGUGAGACUCUUUAUUUUGCCUUCACUUGCGCUGAAAUGAAACCAGAACAGGCCGUUGGGUUCCACAAGUAAACAUAUGUUGGAUGAGAAUUCUGUUGCCUUGUUGGGAACUGUGAGACUUAUCUGGUAUGAGAAGCCAGUAAUGAACCUUUGACCUGUUUUAACCAAUGAAGAUUAUGAAUGUGUUAAUAUGAUGUAAAUUGCUAUUUAAGUGUAAAGCAGUUCUAAGUUUUAGUAUUUGGGGAUUGGUUUUUAUUAUUUUUUUUCCUUUUUGAAAAAUACUGAGGGAUCUUUUGAUAAAGUUAGUAAUGCAUAUUAGAUUUUAGUUUUGCAAGCAUGUUGUUUUUAAAAUGUAUCAAGUAUAGAAAAAGGUAAAACAGUUAAGAAGGAAGGCAAUUAUAUUAUUAUUCUGUAGUUAAGCAAACAUUUGUCGAGUGCCUACUAUGUGCACGGCAUGGGCCCAUAUGUGUGAGGAGCUUGUCUAAUUAUGUAGGAUGCAAUAGAUCUUGGUAGUUAUGUAUUGAGCAGAUACUUACUGUAUGAAUGAAAGAACAUCACAGUAAUCACAAUAUCAGAGCUGAAUUAUCCUCAGUGUUGCUUCUUGGAAUUCAGUUUCUGGAACUAGUGAUAGAACAUUUAUAAAAAAAAAUUCCUGUUGAGACUAUGUCUUAUGAACCUCUGAAAUGUACAAGCCUUCACAAGUUUAACUAAAUUGGGAUUAAUCUUUCUGUAGCUAUCUGCAUAAUUCUUGUUUUUCUUCCCAUCUGACUCCUGGGUUGACAAUUUGUGGGAAACAACUCUAUUGCUACUAUUAAAAAAAAAAAUCAGAAAUCUUUCCCUUUAAGCUAUGUUAAAUUCAGACUAUUCCUGAUUUAUGAAAGAAUUAUAUUUUUCAAAAUAUGUUUAUUUGUUUGAUGGGUCCCAGGAAACACUAAUAAAAACCACAGAGACCAGCCUGGAAA